Molecule: messenger RNA, 1431 nt
Organism: Phoenix dactylifera (date palm)
Lineage: Eukaryota; Viridiplantae; Streptophyta; Magnoliopsida; Arecales; Arecaceae
Product: protein MRG1-like
Biological process (GO): regulation of DNA-templated transcription; chromatin organization
Cellular component (GO): histone acetyltransferase complex; nucleus
Source: RefSeq, a predicted model, not a curated record
CCUUUUUAUUUGAGCAGCGGCGGAGCGGAGCGAAAGUGAGAAGUGAGGGUGGGCGAUGGGGAGUUCCAACACGGGUGGAGGGGACGGGGACGGGGACGGGGACGAGGACGAGAGCCCGAUGGAAGGGGGCGGAGAGGCGAAGGCCGACCCCUCCGCCUCCGACUCCCCCGCCGCCGGCCUCUUCUCCGAGGGAGAGAAGGUCCUCGCCUACCACGGCCCUCGCAUCUACGAAGCCAAGGUUCAAAAAGCUGAGCCACGAAAGGAUGAAUGGAGAUAUUUCGUCCAUUAUCUUGGUUGGAGCAAGAAUUGGGACGAAUGGGUUGGGACCAAUCGCUUGAUGAAAUUUACUCUUGAAAAUGUCCGCAAGCAGCAGGAACUUGCAAAGAACCAGAGUGCUGACAAAAUUCCAAAGUCAGGGCGAUCAACACAAAAUAAGCCAAAAGGCUCCAAUGAUGCAAAAGCUGAUAAAGAAGAUCUGAAGAACCAUUCGGCAAAAGGAAAGAAGCGGAAGCCUCAGUUUGGUAAUGAGGAGAAAGACACAAAAUCAGUAGAAAAGCUUGUGAUAUUACAGUUUCCUUUGACUCUUAAGAAACAGCUGGUUGAUGAUUGGGAGUUUGUAACUCAACUGGGUAAGCUUGUCAAGCUUCCUCGUUCCCCAAAUGUUGAUGAUAUCCUAAAGAAGUACCUUGAUUACCGGAUGAAAAAGGAUGGCAUGAUUGCUGAAUCAGUUGGUGAGAUACUAAAAGGGUUACGUUGUUACUUUGACAAGGCGCUGCCAGCUACGCUUUUGUAUAAAAAAGAGCGUCAACAAUAUCAAGAAGCAAUUCAUGAUAAUAUCUCUCCUUCAACUAUCUAUGGUGCGGAACAUCUACUGCGCCUUUUUGUCAAGUUGCCUGAAUUACUUGCUUAUGUCAACAUGGAAGAUGAAUCACUGGCAAAAUUGCAGCAGAAGCUGGUGGACUUUCUCAAGUUCCUGCAGAAAAAUCAGAGCUCCUUCUUCCUUUCUGCAUAUGAUGCUUCCAAAGGCGUGGUAGAUGACACAGAUACCAAAUAGAACUUACCUGGCGGCAUGUGUUGGCUGUUAUGCACAGUUACUCGACAGCUCAUAGUGUCCCAAGUAAAAAUUAUGAAGUGUGAUUUUGCCUUUGCUAUCAAUUCUUGAUGUUCUGACAUUUAAGCAUGUAGCGGUCUCACUGAAUGUACAGAUGCUGCCUAAUUUUGAGAUCUUGGUAGCUUCACUAGAAAUCUUUUUAUGCUCAACUGGGAGGCAUUGCUAGAAAUGAGAUUAGAAGAGAGGCAUGAUAUGUGGAAUUUGGUGAGCUACUUGCACUGUGGUGGCAUAAAAAAAAAAUGCUCUAGUAGUAUUUGUGAUUGGAGCUUCUUUCAUGUAGAAACUUAGUAUGUAAGAUGCUUUCAAGAGCACUUUUUCAC